AUGUUUAGCUUGAAUUGGUUUUCCGAAAACAUAUGCUGUCCAGCUGGAAACAAAGCACUCCUCUCUUCAAGAGGGCUUGGUGAAGAAGGUUUAUGCGUCCCAGAAGAUCAGCCGGCGCCUCAGUCUCAGAUUGCGAAAACUGUUCCUCAAAACGGAGUUGGUCCCGCCCCCAUCAUUCAAAGCACGACAAUGCUCCCAGUCUCAAGGUCCCAGAUCGUAAUCACCCAGAGCGCACUUAAAAAUCCUACUCAGCCAUCUGUCAUCGCCGGAAAUUCAUUAACUUUCUCUACCGUCAUCGCCACGACUAUUGCCCCUAUAAUAGUACCCCCUACGACUACUGUUCCCAGUAAUAAUCCAGUCACAUUUGCGAAUCCUAGUCCCACAGUUACCCCAUCAGCUACGGGAACCCCCUCUUCAGGUCCGCCACUCUCGAAAGUGUUACCUGGCAGCAUUAUAGGUGGUCUCAUUCCUUCAACAUUGCUAUACCUCCUAUACAAUUCCUGCAGUCAGAGUCAGGAUAGUUGUUCUCCAUCAGUGCCGUUCACGAGGAAAGGAGAUAACGGGUCCGGAAGUGCUCUGACGUACGGUGGUGGACAAACCAAUAACACAUACAAUUUUCCGGGUAGCAUGCCAGAAACUAGGGGAUCCAGUUGGGGGCAGCCGGAUGAGAUUGUUCCUAUUUUGCCCCCCGCCUGCGAGGAUCAACUCAAUGAAAAGUAG
This is a messenger RNA of Glarea lozoyensis ATCC 20868, 720 nucleotides long. RefSeq lists its product as uncharacterized. The transcript has 2 exons. NCBI's taxonomy places the organism in Eukaryota, Fungi, Ascomycota, Leotiomycetes, Helotiales, Helotiaceae. The record is from RefSeq and is a predicted model, not a curated record. The coding region runs from base 1 to 720 and encodes 239 amino acids.